Molecule: messenger RNA, 951 nt
Organism: Guillardia theta CCMP2712
Lineage: Eukaryota; Cryptophyceae; Pyrenomonadales; Geminigeraceae
Exons: 6
Coding region: 1-951 (316 amino acids)
Source: RefSeq, a predicted model, not a curated record
AUGGCGUGGGCGCCUGCCCCUGCGUCUUCCCCCUCCUCCCUGAGCCUCCUAACUGCUCCCGCUUGCUCUCCUUCCUCUCCUUCUCGCUUGGCCGGGUUGAGAAUUGCUCGCCAGGAUCCCAAGGGUGUUACCUGCUUGCAGUGCUCCGAGGGAUGCGAGAGGCGGCAGGUCCUGCAAGGGAUCGGGGCAUCUGUUCUUAGCUGGGCCCUGACGUCUGCUGCUCCUUCCUUUGCUGCUGUCAAAGACGACGUGACGGAGAAGGUGGAGAAGAUCCCGCUCGAGGUGCUGGCCGCCAUGGCUGGAGGAAGUGCGAAGGAGUAUGAGGAGGUCAAGGGAUCGUUUACCCCCCAGCAGCCCCUCGAGGGCAUCGAGCUUGAGCUGUUCCGCCUGUACAAGUACGCCACUACCAAGAUGGACGGCUCCGGCGAUCCCAGAACGAGCCUUCGUACUGUUUUCCUCUCCAAGGUGGGAGAUAGCUUAUUCAAAUACGCUGAAGACAACGGCAUCAAGCCUAAGGUCUACGACGCGAGAGGCGACGGGCUGACAAACGGCGGCAAGGGAGGAGUACUGAAGGGAUUGCGAGUACUGAUGGAGGGACUCAAGAAGCAGGGUCUCAUCGAGGACUUCAAUAUCGACACCUCCACCCACGAGGAGAUCCAGUGGCAGCAGGCCAACCCCAGCAGCAUUACUCUCACCACCAAGAAGCCGGUGGGCCUCGCGGCUGCUACCGCGAUGCAGGCGGAGAAGGACAGACUGAGUAUCUCCCUCCCCCUCGCCUUCGUGACUGGCUACCUCAAGCAGUGCAAGGUCAUCGCCACCGCUGAGGAGGUGCUGAGUGGAGACGAAGAGAAAUUGACUCUGAACCUCAACUGGGCGGGGAAGGCAAGGCUAGCUAGCAGCGUGGAGAGACGCGUCAACGACAAGUUCAACGCUGCUAGGAGCUACAAGUAG